CCUCUUCUUUUUUUCCUUCAUCUUUCAAAACACUUUUGCCACCUCCUCUCUUUCUUUUGGUCCCUCCAGGGAGUUUUCGCCAUGGCCGCCACAGCCGCCGCUUCCAACCACCGUGUCGCACUUCCAAUUCUCUGCCUUCUUAUUGCCUUGAGUGGCAUCCUUCUUACCCGUGCCGAGCUCCCACGAUUCGCCCAUCCCUCCAAAGACGACGGCUCUCUCAGCCUUCUCGUCCUCGGAGACUGGGGACGAAACGGAGAUUACAACCAAUCAGAAGUUGCCUUUCAGAUGGGAAUCAUUGGCGAAAAACUGGAGGUAGAUUUUGUAAUUUCAACUGGCGAUAAUUUUUAUGAUAGAGGACUAAAGGGUACCGAAGAUCCCGAAUUUGAAGAGUCAUUUUCCAAAAUAUAUACUGCACCAAGCUUGCAAAAGGAGUGGUAUAGUGUUUUGGGGAAUCAUGAUUAUAGAGGAGAUGUUGAGGCCCAACUUAGUCCAAUUUUGAAAAAAAUGGACAACAGAUGGAUUUGUUUGAGAUCUUUUAUAGUUGAUACAGAAAUUGUGGAGUUUUUCUUUGUGGACACAACCCCCUUUGUGGAUAAGUAUUUUAAUGAUCCUGAAGAUGAGAUUUAUGAUUGGAAGGCUAUUUUACCAAGACGAAAAUACCUUUCUAACCUUCUCAAGGAAUUCGACUCAGCAUUAAAGGAUUCAAAUGCAAAAUGGAAAAUAGUUGUGGGACAUCACACUUUGAAAAGUGCUGGGAGUCACGGUGAUACUCAAGAACUACAUCACCAACUUCUUCCCAUUCUUGAGGAAAAUAAAGUGGAUUUCUAUCUAAAUGGACAUGACCAUUGCUUACAGCAUAUAAGCAGCACAAACAGCCCACUUCAAUAUUUUACAAGUGGAGGAGGGUCAAAGGCAUGGAGGGGAGACAUAAAUUGGAUGGAUCCAAAAGAGUUGAAGUUUUAUUAUGAUGGGCAAGGUUUCAUGUCAUUACAAAUCAAUCCUUCACAAGCAAACUUUACAUUCUUUGACAUAUUUGGCAAUAUUUUGCACCAAUGGUCUUCCACCAAGCCACUUCUUCAUUCUACCAUUUGAUGAAUCAUCACUUUGCCCUUUCUUAUUUAUUUUUAAUUAUUCUCCUCAACUCUUAUCAUUGUUAUUGUUUAUUCCCCAAUCUUAUAUAUAUUAUUAAUUUGGCU
Cucumis sativus (cucumber) is the source of this 1196-nucleotide messenger RNA. RefSeq names its product purple acid phosphatase 17. The transcript is spliced from 7 exons. Gene Ontology annotation, molecular function: ferrous iron binding; ferric iron binding; acid phosphatase activity. The record is from RefSeq and is a predicted model, not a curated record. The coding region runs from base 82 to 1092 and encodes 336 amino acids. Lineage: Eukaryota; Viridiplantae; Streptophyta; Magnoliopsida; Cucurbitales; Cucurbitaceae.